Molecule: messenger RNA, 1543 nt
Organism: Aplysia californica (California sea hare)
Lineage: Eukaryota; Metazoa; Mollusca; Gastropoda; Aplysiida; Aplysiidae
Product: organic cation transporter protein
Exons: 8
Coding region: 6-1394 (462 amino acids)
Biological process (GO): transmembrane transport
Cellular component (GO): membrane
Molecular function (GO): transmembrane transporter activity
Source: RefSeq, a predicted model, not a curated record
UCCUCAUGUUAUGUAUCAUGUGUAUCUUCCACAGUCUCGGCAGAAGGGUGUCCAUAAUCGUCAUUAGUUCCCUGCUCAUCGUAGCUUCGUUUGCAUCCUCUUUCAUAUACAACAUUCCCUCUCUGCUUGUCUUGAGAUUUCUGACAGGCGUUGGUUCCGUGCAAGCAUAUACUGCCAGUUACGUGCUUGCACUUGAGUUUCUUACUCCUGUACAUCGCAACCGUUUCAAUGUGGUUCUGAAUAUCAUGUGGGUCCUGGGCGGCUUUCUCCUGACUGGCCUGGCGUACUUUGUGAGAGAUUUCCAGCACCUGUGCUACGCCAUUGGGGGACCAGUGGUCGUCUUGGUGAUCCUUACCUGGCUAGCACCAGAAUCCCCUCGAUGGUACCUGGUCAAGGGACGUCAUGAGGAGUGUCGGAAAGUUCUGGAAAGAGUAGCAAGGAUAAACAAAGCACCGUUUCCUCAAGAAUUAUUCCAGAAAAUGAUCAAGAAAAAUACAGUGCCACAACAAAAAGAGCAGCUUACAAAACAGGCCGAAGGGGAUGAGCUUGUGAAAAGGGGAAUAUCUGAUGGUGAACUUGUAGCCGGUGAUGCUUGUGAGGAGACGACUGUAACAGUGAGAGCCGGGAGAAAAGAGAAUUAUCUAACGUUAUACAAGCACAAGGACACUGGAAUCAGAAUGCUUAUUUUUGUUCUUAAUUGGACUGUGAAUGCAUUGGUCUACUACGCACUGGUGUUCAACGUGUCCAACAUGGGCGGGUCUAUUUACGUCAACUUUGCUUUCACUAACGGCGCAGAUCUCUUAGGACUGAUCGUGGUCUUCGUGGUUGUUGAUCGAUUAGGACGAAAGGCGAGCUACGAGGCAUUCCUGCUUCUGUCAGCAGUAGCCUGCCUUGCCACCGUCAUCCCCUUUUACUUUGCAGAGCCAGGCAUGACUUCAACCAUCGUCAACAUCCUAUCUCUUAUUGGUCGGUUUGGAGUGUCCUCCUCCUUCAACAUCCUUUUUAUGUUCAGUUCUGAGUUUGUACCAACCCCGUUGAGAACCACUAGCUUGGGGAUCUUUUCCCUUUCCUCGCGUUUAGGGAGCGUCUCUGGACCGUUCAUCGCUGACGUGGGUGUCCUCCUAGGUGGUCGGAUGAAGGAAGUUCUCCCUCUCUUGGUGUGUGGGAUAGCUGGCCUUAUCGCAUUCCUAUCUGCACUGAUACUUCCUGAGACAAACAAACAGUCUUUGCCAAACACAAUCGCGGACACAAAGAAUCUCAUAAAGUCACAAAAGAAAAAAGGUACUCCCAGUCUUGGAUCGUUCGUGCGUGUGACCGAUUUAGACGUCCCUGUGUUCAUUCCGGAUCGAGGAACAUCGGAGGAAGAAUCCCGGUUGAAACUUUCGGGAAUCUAAACUCCUACAAGAAAUCAAAGCUACGCUGAUGUCUGCUGAAGACGUUUUCUGAAACGGAAAGUGUUUGUGUUUGUGUGUGUACAUGCUUUUGCAUACGUUUGUAUUCGAAGGUAUGUUUAUGUAUUAAGGGUGCAUGCGUGCGCGCUUGC